AUGUUAACACGGCAAUCGCGAAAUGACGUCGAAGCACAAGGAGAACAAACCAUCGCACAAAACGACAUCGAGUCAACAGAAGCCAAUUUCAAAUCGUUGUUGAGAAAGCUCGCUUAUUUUAACCGAUCUACGGCUGAUGCUCUAGAAAGUGAGUACGGAAGUGACAAAAUAAACAGACAAUAUACUUUGCUUAAAACCAAACUGGACGAAGCGUACGAUUUAAUACAAACUAUACAAGGUUUAAAGUUAGAUUCCGACGAGAGCGACGACGCAAUCGAUCAAUGGACUCAGGAAAGGAAAUUACAAGUGCAACCCUAUGAAAAUGCGGUCGAAAAGCUCGACGAAAGGCUAAAACAUGACGAAAGUAUGGAUCAAAAGAUUUGCUGUCAAUUGUCGAAGAAGUAAAAGAAUUAGCGGACCACUAACGACUGAAGAGACUGAGGAACAAUUGAAAUUUCUGAUUAAACGAGCUCAAGAGGACGGUGAAAAUUCUGUUCAGUUCAAGGAACAUUCUCAACGAUUGAAUCUCCAGAAAAAUGAAGAAGGCAUUUACGUGUGUAAGGGGAGAAUUCAAGGGUUUUAUCCAAUUUACUUGCCAUCAAAUCACCUCCUAUCUCUGAAGAUUGUCGAACGUGCACAUCUUUGCACUCUGCACGGCGGGGUUGGGUUAACCAUGAGUAAAGUACGCGACGAUUAUUGGAUCCCUGCAUUGCGAAGUCUAGCGAAGAAAGUCAUUGGUAAAUGCUAUGGGUGUAAACGAUUUUACACAACGCCGAUGCCCGGUCCACCUCAGGGGAAUCUUCCAAAAGAACGAACUGAAGGUGAAAUCCCCUUCGAAGUAACUGGUGUCGAUUAUGCCGGACCAAUCUAUUACAAGGGAAAUGGGGGGUGAGCGUAAGUCAUAUAUACUCAUCUAUACCUGCAGUUUAACUAGAGGACUUCACUUGGAGAUUCUGCCAAACAUGAGCUGUGAAGAGUUCCUGAUGAGUUUUAAAAGAUUUAUCGCAGCAAGAGGUCGUCCGAAGAAGAUCAUAUCCGAUAAUGGAAAGACUUUCGUGGCUGCUGCCAAAUGGAUCAAGAAAGUCGUACGGAACGAAAAGUUACAAGGCUAUCUGAGUGAACAUGGUGUGAAAUGGCAGUUCAAUCUAAGCAAAGCUAGCUGGUGGGGUGGAAUGUUCGAGCGAAUGGUCAGCAUAGUGAAACAAGCUCUUUACAAGGUCGUAGGAUCGGCCAAACUUACCUUCAAAGAAUUGCAAGACGUGAUGCUAGAUAUCCAGCUCGUAUUGAACAAUCGACCACUAUCGUACUGCGAGGAUGACAUUCAACUUCCCGUGUUGACGCCGAACAUGAUGAUCUUCGGUAAAGCCAAUUAUCUUAUGGAGUUAUCACCUGAGGAUAUAGAAGAACGAAACCUGCGAAAGAGGGCGAGAUAUUUGAAGAAAUGUAAGGACGCGUUAUGGCAACGAUGGAAACGAGAAUACAUGAGAGCACUUCGCGAAAGGCAUAAUUUAACACAUGACGGGAAAGGGCUACGAAAGGGUGAUGUUAUGUUAAUCAAAGGUAAUGAAAAGAAUCGUAGACUGUGGAAAAUUGGGAUUGUUGAACAACUUAUACCCGGAAGAGACGGAGUGGUUCGUGGAGUUAGACUACGUGCAGGAAAAUCAUUCAUGGAAAGACCAAUACAAUUUCUUUACCCUUUGGAAUUGCAUUGUGAUAGAGAAAGUAAUCAAGAAACUGUUCCAUUGAAUCCUGUUGCAAAGGAGUUCAAACCGAAGCGUAGAGCGGCUGUCGAUGCAAGGAAGAACAUUGAACUAAUUUAUGAUCAGGAAGAGGAAGAACUGUGAUGGGUAGAGACGGUGAAUACGUGUAGACGUUCGUGUGUAUAUAAGACAGAUAAGUUAUAUUUAAAACUUACGUUCUAAAUAGGGGGAGUGUGUCGGGAAAAAGGUUGACAUUAAUAAUUAGUGGUUAAAUUUAGAGAUGAGGUGACUGCCACAUAUGGAAUUGAGUGACAGGCAUGAGAUAAAAGGAAUGUUAAUUGUUAUUGCAUGGGGAAUAUAUGUAACUGGGAGCGAUUUGGGAAGGGAUUAUAAUACAAAACACAAAAUAAACGCGUAAUUUUGCUCUUAUUGUGGGGAUCGAACGAAAAUCUACCACAAUAGUUUGUCUUCAGUUCCCAAGAGUUGUAGUCUUGAAUCAUUGUCGCAUAUGGAACACUCGUUACUGCAUAUAGAAGAGGAUCUACACAGAAUUUUUGAAUGGUGUUGCAAUAACAGUCUUCUUGUAAACCCAGAAAAGACCAAAAUGUUGGUGGUUGGUACACGACAACUCAUGAAUCAAUUGGAAUCUCCCGUUUAUAUUAAUUUUAUGGGAGAAAAUCUUGCACCUGUGACAGAGGUUAAGGAUUUGGGUAUGCUUUUGGACUCCCAUCUAACGUACGACAAACAUAUACAAGCAUUGUCCUCAUCGUGUAUCUCAAAAUUGCGUCAGAUUGGUCGCGUGAAACACAACUUUGAUCAGUCAACACUAGUUACAAUCAUCGAUACAUUAGUCAUGAGUAAAAUUAAUUAUUGUUCAACAGUAUGGUCUAAUACGUCAGAUGGCAACAUAAAAAAGAUCCAAUUAAUCCAAAAUUGCGCAGCCCGAUUAAUUACAGGGGUACAUAAGUAUGAUCAUAUAUCACCAACAUUAAACGCGUUAGGAUGGUUGUCAAUCAAAGAACAUCUAUUGUACAGAGAUGCGUUAUUGACAUUUAAAUGUAUGAAUGACAAAGCUCCACAGUAUUUAUGUGAUAAUUUUGAACCACGAAACAGAACUCAUAACCGAGAUACUAGAAGAAAUGGAGACCUGGAUAUUCCAAAAUAUAGGACAUCGAUCGGUCAAAGAUCGUUCAAAUACCGAGGGACUAAGAUAUGGAAUGGUCUAGAUACAGAGCUGAAAUCAAUUAGUGAUUUGAACAAUUUUAAGACGAAACUUAAGACAAUUCUUAUUGAGAAGCGAUGUCCUUCUUUUUAA
Paramuricea clavata is the source of this 3015-nucleotide messenger RNA. Lineage: Eukaryota; Metazoa; Cnidaria; Anthozoa; Malacalcyonacea; Plexauridae. The record is from the annotation of a GenBank genome assembly.